Messenger RNA from Drosophila ficusphila, 651 nucleotides. RefSeq names its product protein PDF. The transcript has a single exon. Gene Ontology annotation, biological process: response to light stimulus. The record is from RefSeq and is a predicted model, not a curated record. Lineage: Eukaryota; Metazoa; Arthropoda; Insecta; Diptera; Drosophilidae. The coding region runs from base 62 to 364 and encodes 100 amino acids. Gene Ontology annotation, molecular function: hormone activity. Gene Ontology annotation, cellular component: extracellular region.
CGCAAGUCUCCUGCUGUAGGUGUCCCUGUUCCAGCUUAUCCCUUCUGCUUGCUGCUGACAAAUGGCUCGAUACUCGUACAUCCUGGUCGUGGUGCUCUUGGCCAUCUGCUCCCGUCUGGGAUCCUUUGGGACCAUGGCCAUGCCGGAUGAGGAGCGCUAUGUGCGCAAGGAGUAUAACCGCGAUUUCCUGGACUGGUUCAACACCGUGGGACAGUUCACUCCCGGGCAGGUGGCCGCCAUCUGCCGCUAUCCUUUCAUCCUGGAGAACUCCUUGGGCCCAUCCAUGCCCAUCAGGAAACGCAAUUCGGAGCUCAUCAACUCGCUGCUCAGUUUGCCCAAGAACAUGAACGAUGCUGGCAAGUAAAAUGGGAUUAAAUCUGGAUGUCAUGACAGAUUUGGAAGCCGCACAUUUGAACUCAUGGAACCUGGAAAAGAGCCUAUUAUUUAAUUGUCGUUUUAUUUGUUGGUGCGUCGAAGGAAAUUGAAAAUCCGCAGGAGGAACUGGCGUAGAAUUUUAGUAGAGAGGAAAGACCGUAUGAAUUUGUUGCUUUACAAAAUAUAUAGAAAAAUAUACAAAUAGCAAAUCUUAGAGAAUGGUGUACAUUUUUAGGCCUUAGGCGAAAAUAUACGACUACCACACAGAGAUAUUUA